AUGUGCACACCGUCGUGGAACCAACAUAUUCCUGUGUACUGCGGGUCAUGUUUUGCGCACGGGGCGCUGGCCUCGGUGAACGACCGCAUCAAGAUCUUACACCACACACUCGGAUGGAAGCGACCUGACGUGAUGAUGGGCCGGCAAAGUUUUCUCAAUUGCGCUCCGGGGCAUGGCUUAUCGCAUGGCUGCAAGGGCGGCGAGCCCGCCGACGUGUACGAGUUUAUGCGUUUGUAUGGCCUUCCCGACGAAACCUGUUUACAUUACAAUGCCACGGACCACACCAAGUACAUCACGUCGUCAAACCCGAACGGCACGUGCCCCCCGGAAGGCUAUUGCAUCGACUGCAUGAAGACACCCGACAGCCCCGACACGCCGGUGUGCUUUCCAGUGACUCAAACGAUUCGAUAUCGUGCCAAGGAGUAUUGGCGCCUCUCUGGCGAACAUGCGAUGAUGAAGGAGCUCCAGCACGGUCCCAUUACGUGUGGCAUGGCGUGUUCUAACGAGUUUGUGUUCAACUACACUGCGGGCAUUUUUCGCGACACGACCAACUUUACUGAGUUGGAUCACGAUGUCGAGAUUGUGGGUUAUGGCGAAGACUCGCACGGUGUCAAGUACUGGCACGUGCGCAAUUCGUGGGGCACCUACUGGGGCGAGCAUGGCUUUUUCAAGAUCGUGCGCGGGGAAAACAACUUGGUCAUUGAGAGCGACUGCCAUGCCAUGGUACCAGACGUGGCGGACGAUGUGUUUGUGUGGGACAAGGUGCGACCUGCCUACGGUGGCUCGAUCUAUGGCUUGCGACCGUACGAUCAGACGAAGAUUGCGCGCAUUGAGCGAACCCUGGGCAACACGAGCUACAUCUCGUGGAACAACACGCAACAUUUUACCCACGAAUUGCUGCACAAGCCCAAACACCCCAUGCCGAUGAAGUUGGGGGCUACUGCGGCCUCAACGUGGGGGCAGCUUGCUGUGGUGGCCGUGGUCGCUGCAGCCAUUGGAAUUGUGGCGGGGGUCGUGGGGACGAGUUGUCGCCACGCACUGUACGAACGCAUUGCGUGA
Messenger RNA from Aphanomyces invadans, 1059 nucleotides. RefSeq lists its product as hypothetical. Gene Ontology annotation, molecular function: cysteine-type endopeptidase activity. The record is from RefSeq and is a predicted model, not a curated record. Gene Ontology annotation, cellular component: lysosome. NCBI's taxonomy places the organism in Eukaryota, Oomycota, Saprolegniomycetes, Saprolegniales, Verrucalvaceae. The coding region runs from base 1 to 1059 and encodes 352 amino acids. The transcript is spliced from 3 exons.